This is a messenger RNA of Elgaria multicarinata webbii, 2929 nucleotides long. It is a transcript of the gene SMAD4, whose product is annotated as SMAD family member 4. Gene Ontology annotation, molecular function: I-SMAD binding; DNA-binding transcription factor activity, RNA polymerase II-specific; RNA polymerase II cis-regulatory region sequence-specific DNA binding. Lineage: Eukaryota; Metazoa; Chordata; Lepidosauria; Squamata; Anguidae. The record is from RefSeq and is a predicted model, not a curated record. Bases 264 to 1922 code for a protein of 552 amino acids. Gene Ontology annotation, cellular component: heteromeric SMAD protein complex. The transcript has 12 exons. Gene Ontology annotation, biological process: regulation of transcription by RNA polymerase II; cell differentiation; SMAD protein signal transduction.
CCCUCCGCGCGCCUGAGGCCUUUUGCGCGCGCGCAGUGAGGGAGCCGCGCCGCCCCCUCCGGCUUCUCUGGGCUGCUGAGGAGGCGGGAAAGCGAGGGAGAGCGGCGGCCGCCGCCGAGGAGAAGGGGUGGGGGCGCUCCGGCCCCUCACAGGCAGGCCGCGGCGCAUCCCAAUUCGGGAUCCCGACUGAGGUGUGUCGUGUAUAUAGUCUCUGGCCUUCUGGCUGGCAGGCAUAUUUGGUCUGGAAGUAAAAAUUCUGCCAAAUGGACAAUAUGUCUAUUACUAACACGCCAACAAGUAAUGACGCUUGUCUGAGCAUUGUUCACAGUUUGAUGUGCCAUCGACAAGGAGGAGAGAGCGAAACAUUUGCAAAACGAGCAAUUGAAAGCUUAGUAAAAAAAUUAAAAGAGAAAAAAGAUGAAUUGGAUUCUUUAAUUACAGCUAUAACUACAAAUGGAGCUCAUCCUAGCAAAUGUGUUACAAUUCAGAGAACAUUAGAUGGCAGGCUCCAGGUGGCUGGUCGUAAAGGGUUUCCUCAUGUAAUUUAUGCACGGCUAUGGAGGUGGCCUGAUCUUCACAAAAAUGAACUCAAACAUGUCAAAUAUUGCCAGUAUGCUUUUGACUUGAAAUGUGACAGUGUAUGCGUAAAUCCAUAUCAUUACGAGCGUGUUGUGUCACCUGGCAUUGAUCUUUCAGGAUUGACUCUGCAGAGUUCUGCACCCUCAAGUAUGUUGGUGAAAGAUGAAUAUGUACAUGAAUUUGAGGGGCAGCCAUCACUGUCAACCGCUGAAGGCCAUUCUGUUCAGACUAUCCAACAUCCACCAAGUAACAGGGCAUCUUCUGAAUCUUACAGCACCCCAGCCAUGUUAGCUCCUUCAGAGUCUAGUACCACCAGCACCACCAACUUUCCCAACAUUCCUGUUGCUUCCACAAGUCAACCUACCAGUAUGUUGCCAGGUAGCCACAGUGAUGGACUCUUACAGAUUGCUUCAGGGCCUCAGCCAGGGACACAGCAGAACGGCUUUACGGCUCAGCCAGCUACUUACCACCACAAUAGCACAACAACUUGGACUGGGAAUCGACCUGCAGCCUACACACCUACCAUCCCACACCAUCAGAACGGACACCUUCAACAUCACCCGCCUAUGCCCCAUCCUGGACAUUAUUGGCCAGUUCAUAAUGAACUUGCAUUCCAACCUCCUAUAUCAAAUCAUCCUGCUCCAGAGUACUGGUGCUCGAUUGCCUAUUUUGAGAUGGAUGUGCAAGUUGGUGAAACAUUCAAAGUCCCUUCGAGCUGUCCAAUUGUUACGGUCGACGGAUACGUGGACCCUUCAGGUGGUGACCGCUUUUGCCUUGGUCAGCUCUCCAACGUUCAUAGAACAGAAGCCAUUGAGAGAGCAAGGUUGCAUAUAGGUAAAGGUGUGCAGCUGGAGUGUAAAGGUGAAGGUGACGUCUGGGUUCGGUGCCUCAGUGACCAUGCAGUCUUUGUUCAGAGUUACUAUCUAGAUCGAGAAGCAGGACGUGCGCCAGGCGAUGCAGUUCACAAAAUUUAUCCAAGUGCAUAUAUAAAGGUGUUUGAUUUACGCCAGUGUCAUCGUCAAAUGCAACAGCAGGCUGCUACAGCACAGGCUGCAGCUGCUGCUCAGGCUGCUGCAGUUGCAGGAAACAUCCCUGGGCCAGGAUCUGUAGGGGGAAUCGCUCCAGCCAUCAGUUUGUCAGCUGCUGCUGGAAUUGGUGUGGAUGACCUUCGGCGCUUGUGCAUCCUUAGAAUGAGUUUUGUCAAAGGUUGGGGACCAGAUUACCCAAGACAGAGCAUUAAAGAGACACCAUGUUGGAUUGAAAUUCAUCUGCAUCGCGCCCUCCAGCUCCUAGACGAAGUACUUCAUACCAUGCCUAUCGCAGAUCCCCAGCCGCUAGACUGAGGCCUUGCUGCUGUUAGCUGUUAAAGAGUGAGGAUGGUGGGUUGUAAAAUACCGUUUUGUUUAUUACUGGAAGAUAUAUUUUACUUCCAUUCUGCUUAAUCUCUUAACCAGGUUUUAAAGAGAAAAUGUCUUUGCCACCUUGCUCUCAGCAGAAAGAAUGUGGACUUGCAGCAGUUCUGAAUAAGUCCACACCUUCAGGCUUGUUUUUGUAGUUGCGGGAAGCUGACACCAGCAAGCAAACUUGAUUGUGGUCUUGGCGUGAUCACGGCUGUGUCUGCUCCUUGGAAACCUCACUUGGAUCGAUUGAGCCCCCCAAUUUUUCAUUGAGGCAUGGAUUCUGUCACCUUGAAUAAUCCUAUGCGUUUCAGAGAGCCUGGAGGUGGGGUUCCGCUUACACAGUUUAUUCACCCUGUCCUUAGUUGAAUCCACCCCAAAUGAGCAAAAUCAUGUUGAUUAUUCUAAAGGGAGGAUUUGAGUGCUCUGCUCUGCUACAGCACCAGGGCAUGUCUCGGACGGAGGCAUUUUUAUGCAAGAUACUUAGGUAUGCACGUUAUUUUAAAAUACGCUAAACGUAGCUGGGCUUCAAACCUGGCGCUAAAUCUAAAUGCAAGAUGAAAUAUUCAACAAGGAGAACUGCCAGCUAAAUUAUAUAGCAAAUGCCUAAUGACAGGAACAUAUCUUCAUCAGUUUUCCCAAAUGAUUUUAACUACAGUAACUUGGCCAGUUGAGAUAGCAUGAAAUGGUGUUUUACUGAACUUGGUGUGCCGUCUUAAACCUCAUAAUCAUGUUUACCGUUGCAUCACUCAGAAUCCAGAUUUUUGUAUCUUCCAAAAUUUCUACUCAGGGCAAGAUGGCAAACUUGUUUUUAUACCUCUUGGUUAUUUUAAGCUCUUUAUCCCAUCAACGAUAUAUCUAUUUGCAUUGACUUUGUAUAGAGAAUUUCAAGUAGAAGUUGCAAAUGUAUUGGCUGUAUGACAGAUGCAAUAUUAUGCUUUCUCUAGUUAAUA